AUUACGUAGUCAUGACAAUCUACUUCGACUUAAGUAGAAGAAUGGGAUACUUCACUAUCCAGACAUACAUUCCCUGUAUAUUAACUGUUGUUCUUUCCUGGGUGUCAUUCUGGAUUAAAAAAGAUGCCACACCAGCAAGAACAGCAUUAGGUAUCACCACAGUAUUGACCAUGACAACUUUGAGUACCAUUGCAAGAAAGUCUUUACCUCGCGUCUCCUAUGUCACAGCCAUGGAUCUUUUUGUGACUGUGUGCUUUUUAUUUGUCUUUGCUGCUCUGAUGGAGUAUGCAACCCUCAAUUACUACUCAAGCUGCAAAAAGCCAACCUGUACCAAGAAGAAAAAGUCGCUACCUGAUGUCAGUUUUGGUCAUAUGAUGAACUAUUCUGUACUUGAUAUGAGACCACCACCUACAGUCAUCACAUUGAACAAUGCCAUGUACUGGCAAGAAUUUGAAGAGGCUUGUGUCUAUGAGUGUCUGGAUGGGAAAGACUGCCAGAGCUUUUUCUGUUGUUAUGAAGAAUGUAAAUCAGGUUCAUGGCGGAGAGGACGAAUUCACAUAGACAUCUUAGAAUUGGACUCCUAUUCAAGGGUCUUUUUUCCUACAUCAUUCUUGCUGUUUAACCUGGUCUACUGGGUUGGAUACCUCUACCUUUAAAUGUUGCCUGUAGUGGUGAAGACUACUCUUUUCACACUGCUUGGGAAUGGUGAACAUGCAGAAGAGGAGGGCAUGGCCAGUUUCAUCUCAAAUUAUAGAGGCCACGUUACCUUUUAUCAUCACAGAAACUGAUGAAGGAUUUUAAGAUGUAAUUGCCUGAAAAAGAAAAAUCUUGAAUUCGCCCUACUGCUAGUCAUUUUAAGUACAGGAUUCUUACUAAAUUCAGCUGAAUAUGUAGUGUGAGCAAUGUUUAUUAUUUCUUAUAUAAUGAAACCUUUAUUAUUCUCCCUUGACACAAAAUCAUGCAGAAUUCAGGCAAGGAAACAAAUGUGAAACCUUGAUUUGGGUUCUUUAUUCAUAUGCUCUCUUCAGUUUUCCCCUGUCCCUGGAGCUCAAGCAAUGCCCACUGGUACUGGCUAGCCGUGGUGCAACUAGAACCGAGAACAACCCAAGCUACCCAAUUGUGCUGAAGCCUCCACAGUUGCUUGGAAAAAUCAUCAUAGAAAAAGACUGUUCCUCCAGUCCUGUCAAGCCAUGGAAGUUUCCUUCUCCUGUAAAGCUCUGGGAUUAAUGAGUUUAGCCCCUUCCUACCUAUAUUGGUUUUAAUUCCAGGUGAAAAAGCUGAUUUACAAGAAUACUCAGAUCUAUUACCAAUCUCUGAGAUGGCUGCAAGUAGAACUUUUAAAGCAUUUCAAAGCCUUUAACUGUCAUGUUUCGACUGGAAACACUUACGGUGGUAACUGAUUUCUAAAAUAGUUUACUUGAAACUGGGCAAGACUUCUGCUUCUUUGUGUUGUUGUUGCAGGCUGUAGUUGAUAGGUAUGAGUAAGUUCACUAUUUAAUAACACUAGGGAUAUGUGAUUUUUUGCAGAUUGUGAUUUAAUACAAAGUUCACCCAUGUUUUCUUGGGGUUUUUUACAUCCCCCCGUUCAAAUUAUUUUCAGGCAAAAGACGAGGUUGUAUUCCCACAAAACUAAGUCUGGCAGUCCUUACCUAUAGACGAUUGCCACUGAGUGUGAAUUAGGGACUAAAAAUGUUGUUCUGUAUAGAGCAAUAUGGCAGCUUAAGUGACUGUAGUGGAUUUAAAUCAAAGCAAUUAAGAAAUAUGACAAAGGUUAGAGAUUUUGUUGGGGGAAGUGGGUGGGUUUUUUCCCCCCAGCCGCCCAGUAGAUUUUAACCUGGAAAAACAUUUUGAAUUCUGGAAUGUUUCACAUACUGAAUUCUUAAACUAUUUAUUUUGCAACAUUUUAAAUAUUUUUACAGUGUUCAGCUAUUAUUUUUUGACAAACACAGUCACUAACGUAAUUACUAAGCAGGCAAAAGUCACUGAAAAUCAAGUAGAAAUCAGUUUUCAGUGUCCUUUGACUGAUAAAAAGUGAUUCAGACAAAAGCAGGAUAACACAUUUUGAAGUAAAGUAUAUUUACAACCAUAAAAGGCAUUUUUUUCUCUUGUGAGACCAAUUAAACUUAUUCCAAAAAUGUAUGCAUCUAUCUCAUAUGCAUUUGAACACAAUGGACAGUAGAAGCUUGAAGAUCAGUCCUUUGUAUCCUCAGAUGGAAACAAAGCUAAAAUCCUGUAAAAAAAAAACAAGGACUAAUACCCUGGCAACUUCAAAUAUGAGUAAAUUAGUUAUGUUCUUCAAAAUACUAGUGCAUCUCAUCACUGCUUCUCAGUGCCUGCAGAGUAUUUUUAUUUGAAUGAAUAUCUCAAAAAAUUAAAUGUAGCUUUUCAAAAUAUUAUUUUCUGGUUUCAUUAAAGCAUAGGCUAAGUAUGAAAUGUUAGUAGACUGAAAACGAGAUCUAGAAAAAUAGUUUGUGUUUGACUUCUGCAGAAUAAAAGUAUUGAGCAAAAUGCAGCUUGCUCAGAAUAGCAUGGAAAGACAAUAGGACACUUUUUGGUUUGAUAAGGAACCUUGUUUUAGUGAAAUCUUACCUAAUCCAUUUCCUGCUAGACUUAAAAUUGCAUCUUUCCCUGUAACAGAUAUUUUAAUGAUACUGCUUUCCCACAGUAAUUUGCUAUUCCUCUGUGAACAAAAUAUUUUUUGUGCAAAAUUGUGGGUGUUCUUUGUUGGGUUGCAGUUGCAUUCUGAACAAAUUGAUUGGGAAACUCAUGAAGUGAGAUAAAGCUAAAUAUCCAGGGCUGAAACUGUGAGCUGCUUGCUGCUCUGAUAACUGCCACCCUCAGCCAUACUUACAAAAUGUCAAAUAAUAUUUUAAGCCAAAGCAAAAUAGUGAAUCCAUUUAUUCUUUGGGAGCCUGAUCCUGCAAACCCUCUUCACACACUCAAUGACUUCAAUGGGAGUAUUCUAGACCUUUGAUUCAUAAAAUGAUGUUUAUUAAACAACUGUAUAUAUAAGUGAGCACUCUUGAAGUGCCUGUGAAUAGUGUCUGUUCCAUUUGUAGACCCAUCUGUUCUGCUGACCCAUUGCUACCCAAUCUAUCUAAAAGCACACUGCACCCUCAGGUCCUUCCUUGGAAGAUUAAUUCUACUAAGUCUGUUUAUAGUGCCUCUGUUUUAUGAGUGCCUUCAUAAACAGAUGUCAAGACAUGAAAUUCCACUAUUCCAUCUUGUACAACAGUAAAGCUCCAAACUAAAACAUACUAUUAUUAAGCUUGAAAAAAAAAGUAAAGGCACACUUUUGUUGCUAUUUUAGGACAGCUACAAAGCUCUUGCCCAAGUACACAUAUAUGCACUCAACUUUUUUGCAGUUCUGGUUCUGUGUAGCUGAAAAAAAUACCCUACCACAAUGUUAUAUCCCUCUCUAGCCCUAUAUAAGAACCAAGAGUGGAUCCAGACAGAGGAGUAUACAGUGGCACAGACAUGCCCCCUUUGGAUGUGUUACAUGUGAGCUCUUAGCACAGGUUCUACCAAGAUCCCCCACUGGAGCCCACAGUGUAAGUACUGCUGCUGCCACUCAUCCCCUCCCUUCUUCUGCUACUGAAUUCAGUAAGGAGAGGGAAGGAGAGAAAGGGCAAACAGCAGCAACAUUAACCCACUGGGCUCUGGAGCUGUGCAAAAGCAGGGGCUUCAGACAGACUCCAGCCCAAUCAUCUGAUGACCCACACUCCAGCUGCCAGCCAGGCUACGACCACCCAGAUCACCACUGCUGGAACCCCAGUGGGCCCCCAGGAUCCCAGGUAAGGUUGCUGGGGUCAGCCCAGGUGCUGGCCCCAGUCUCUCCUACCCUAUGCAGGGCAAUUUGCCACAUGCCAGAGCGCUCAUGCAGGGGCAUUCCUUGGGGACAAGUAGCAGCAGUACAACUAUGUGCCACUGCUGUUUGUCCCCAGGGAAAUGCACAUGCAUGCUCAUCUGGACCUGCCCUGUGGGUGCAUCUAUACAUGCAGUUUGCUGAGGAGCUGACUAAUUAGCUUCACAGUAAAGUGUCACUGUCUACACAUGGGCCUGUAUUACAGCUCAGUAAAUUAAUUAACUCCACUAUAAGAUAGUACUGUCCAGGGCAAGUGCUAUUCUAAGGCAGAGUAGUUACAUGUGCCAAAAUGUAUGUGUAGAUAGUGACCGGGGCUGCCUGGUGUACAAGGAUGCUACAGUGCAGGGUUUGCCUGCUUCCUAGCCCCUCACUGUAGCACCCUUGUGCCCCAGCCAGCCCCUCCACAGCAUGUUGAGCUCAGGCGGAGCAGCCCCGGGCUGGUGGGCUGAUCUCCCUGGGUCCCAUGCCAGUCCAGGCUUCUCCACUCCAGAUCAAUGUGCUGUGGUCCCAGGAUCACGUGUAAACUUUGCACCCUGGAGAAAUAAACUCCAGCACGAACUGCACUGGAGUUAUUUAUGUACUAAUUACAUGUGUAGAUGCACCCAGCACGAUUAAACAAGAUUCACCAUUCAAAUUCUGUACACCUAAAGAAGAUGGUUCUGGAUGUGAAACUUAUGUUCUGUAUCUUGUUGCAACACAAAAGCUUACCCAUGUCUCUGUUAAUAUGAUAUGAAAAUCACACUGUCCAUAUUUCACUUUGGCUCCAUUGUGAUGUAGGAGGUAGCUGCUCAAUACUUUUGUGGAGUGUCCCAACACCAUUCUAACAGUGGGCUUUUUAGUAAAUCAGAACAACUUAUCCUGAAAGAGUUGCAAGCAUUAAGAUGAAAAGUGUCCCUAUAUUUGCUGUGCAAAAAUCUGUAAAGCCAAAUAGUUUUCCAUUCACAUUUUAUGAAGCUUCAAUUCUGAGUGAUGAUAAUUAGUUUGCCUUUCUGGAAGAAGUUUUAAAUAUGAAUGCCUAGUGCAAUCAAUUCAUCUAGAUACCUACAUGAAAAAUCAAUCAAAGGCCUUUGCACCAGUGUUGUUUUAGCUUUUAAGUAAUAGCAAAGAUUUUCUUUUUUUUAACUCCUUACCCUGUGAGACAACACACUUUACAUAUCAAAGUAAUAUUUAUAAUUAUCAAAGCUUUCAUUUGCUGCAGCUUUAUUUCAAUUAGGAGUUGAGGAAUGGCAUUUUACUGCAUUAAAGAGAGCACUUGCAGUGCAUUUAAAACUUUUUAAAAAGAACACUGUGCUUAAUAGACUUAAUCACUUCUCAGUUAUUAUGACCUUGACUCCUAACCUAUAAUAAGCUUCUUGUUUCCCCUUUCCAAAUUAAACAAGUUAUUAAAUCUUCCCCCUACAUUUGUUCUACCCAUAAUAAAAGUUUAUUAUACCAUAUCAAACUAUAAGACAGAGUCUGAUGUCUUUGAUGUAUGGGUAAUAUGGCUUUGUAAUCAACAAGUAUGACCAUAAGUGAUAUAGGGUAGGGACUAAAAUAUCUGGAAUUCACUGGUAAUACCAGGCACCAGAAAGAGGAGCUAAGCUGGAUCCAUAGAAGUUAUAUUAAGAAGUUUCCAGAUCCAUUAUCAGCAGUA
Molecule: messenger RNA, 5498 nt
Organism: Alligator mississippiensis (American alligator)
Lineage: Eukaryota; Metazoa; Chordata; Crocodylia; Alligatoridae
Product: gamma-aminobutyric acid type A receptor subunit gamma3
Exons: 4
Coding region: 12-656 (214 amino acids)
Biological process (GO): nervous system process; signal transduction; synaptic transmission, GABAergic
Cellular component (GO): neuron projection; postsynapse; GABA-A receptor complex
Molecular function (GO): inhibitory extracellular ligand-gated monoatomic ion channel activity; GABA-gated chloride ion channel activity; transmitter-gated monoatomic ion channel activity involved in regulation of postsynaptic membrane potential
Source: RefSeq, a predicted model, not a curated record